AUGGCUAGUGGAAGUGAACGUGUGGUAGUCGUAGGAGUCGAUGAUUCAUCUCACAGCUACCACGCACUAGAGUCAGCUCUCGACCUCUUCUUCACACCUUUCAAAUCAAACCCACAAUUCAAACUCGUCGUGGUCCACGCAAGACUCACCGCAACCUCCGUCCUAGGCUUUGCCGGACCAGGAACGGUCGAUAUAAUACCUCUUGUGGAACAAGAUUUAGACAAGACUGCGGAGCUGGUCAAGAAGAAGUGUACUGAAGUGUGUUCGGGUAAAUCUGUUGAGAUAACUUCGUUGGAGGUUAUAGAAGGAGAUCCUAGGAACAUAAUGUUGGAAGCAGCGGAGAGACACCAUGCAUCUGUUCUUGUUCUUGGGAGUCAUGGUUAUGGAGCUGUCAAGAGGGUGUUUUUGGGAAGCGUGAGUGACUAUUUAGCUCAUCAUGCUCAUUGCUCUGUUAUGAUUGUUAAGAAGCCUAAGACUAAACAUGCUUCUCACGAUAAACACUAA
Eruca vesicaria subsp. sativa (arugula) is the source of this 504-nucleotide messenger RNA. The record is from the annotation of a GenBank genome assembly. NCBI's taxonomy places the organism in Eukaryota, Viridiplantae, Streptophyta, Magnoliopsida, Brassicales, Brassicaceae.